This is a messenger RNA of Etheostoma spectabile (orangethroat darter), 7056 nucleotides long. RefSeq names its product bromo adjacent homology domain containing 1 (gene bahd1). Gene Ontology annotation, biological process: heterochromatin formation; negative regulation of DNA-templated transcription. NCBI's taxonomy places the organism in Eukaryota, Metazoa, Chordata, Actinopteri, Perciformes, Percidae. The transcript is spliced from 7 exons. Gene Ontology annotation, molecular function: chromatin binding; transcription cis-regulatory region binding. Bases 815 to 3370 code for a protein of 851 amino acids. The record is from RefSeq and is a predicted model, not a curated record. Gene Ontology annotation, cellular component: chromatin silencing complex.
CAGGGCUUAAAGACAUUAACUAGGUGAAAGCCAUCUGUCAGCCACAGCGGGGCUGCUGCCAGGGACGGUGACAUGUGGACGGCGCGUCAGUGGCCCUUUAAGAAACUCCAUGUUUUCGCUACAUGAUGCGUCAACAUAAAAAAGCGGAUGAUGCUGUUAUGUAAAAACACGCUGAAGUGAGCCGUAGUUUGCAUGGAGCUUGCUGAAUGCUUAGCACUCAUCACUUCGUCUUCUAAAACCAGGAUUGUGGUUUAAAGUGUUGCGACUGCCGAUUUUUACGCGUAGCGCACGGAGCAGUGCAGUUUGGAGUGAAGAGAGGGGGGGGGGGGGAAGGCUUCAGCCGAUCAACUCAAUGUGAUCCGAUCCACUCUGUUUUCCUCCUUCACUUGCGGGAAGCGUACACCUGACGCAUCACUCUCGCCCUGUGGAAGUGAUCUUCCUUCUUAAAAUCUCUCUAUUUUCUAUUCUUCAAAGCGAUAAAACACAACAGACUACAACUCUUAUCGCUUCUCGGGCAAAACUGAAAGUGGACAGGACGAGAUCGAGCUCCGGGUUGGAGUAAUGUGUCAGCACAGCAGAUAAACAGAUCUUUCCUUUCUGGUGGUGAUCUAGAAACCCGAGAGGCAACUUUUGAAGUUCUCUGUUACUUCUCUCUUCACUUCAGUCGUCUUUUAUCGCCGAAACGUGAGUGUAUGGACCCAGGUGAAGAUCAACGAUGAUGCUCGCUCAAGGGUCUCUCUGAGCUGAAACCCACCAUCGUAGGACCCACGUGGAGGAAGAGGAGGUGAAGGCUCGGCCCCCAGACGCUAAGACCAUGGUGAAAGCUCAGCGGAGCCACACUAUGAAAUGUGGGAAGCCUUGGAAGGAGAAGGAAAGCAAGGAGAAAGGAGGUUGUGUAAAAAAAGGGAAAGACCGAAAGAAUGAGCUGAGACGAAGAAAAAAGAAGGACAAGACAGAGCCACAUCGACAUAGAAAAAAGGCAGUGAGUGAUGGAGAUGCGCUGGACUGUUGCGUCCUGCUCACGCGUCUGGAGCAGAAAAGAGUUGUGGGUAAAGAAAAGGACGCACCAAAAGCUGGAAAACAAAAUAGAGGUAAAGUCAAGAAGAAGCUGCACUCCAAUUCCAGUCAAAGAAGGACCAAAUCUGGACGAAAGAAAACUUCCACAGCCAAUCGGCAAGCACCGGAACCAAAAACCAACCAAUCUGACGCAUUUCUCGUGUUUCCAGCACCCAACUUUGAGCCCCGCAGGCGGAGAAUGGCCUCUCUCAACGCUGAGGCUGUCAACAGCUUGCUGCUCUUCAGAGACUAUUCUUUUGCCUCAAAUCUCACAAAGAAACGGCAGCCUUCUAAUGAAGAUAAAGCUAAAGAUGGUCUCACUAAAAAUGAACAAAGUGGUCGUAAAACCUUAAAAGUACCUCCGGGAGGGAAAGUAGACCCAAAAGAAAGACCUAAAAAACAGAGGCGGUCGGCAGCGGAAGCUCAGAACAUCGAUUGGUUGGCUUUGUUUUCACCAACGCCUCGGCGACAGGCAGGCCUCACUGCCGCAACGCUGCUCAAACUCACCAGUGCCCAGUAUGGAACCAAACGGCAAAAGAAGACAGAGUCCAAGCCGAGGAGUGGAAGUGAAGCGGCAGCUACGACUCAAGAUGAGAUGAGUGGUAAGCCAGGGUGUGAAGCAUCAACGAUGACCAAAAGAACAACACAUCCCAAACACAAGGACCAACUAAAGCACAUAAAACAGGGUACAGAGGAUCUGGUUCAUUCCCAGCUGAACUCCACCGAUCAGGAUUGCUGUAGUUUGUGUAAAAGCAAGGCUUUGGAUCCAGAGUGGAAGUGCACCAUAGGCGGACAGGAGUGUCUCAAACAUGAGCUCCAUUGUGGCUCUUCACUGGGAUUCUCCUUGAGAAAAAUUAAAGAGGAGCAGGUGGAGACCGAGGUGUCUUCCUGCUACUGCUGCUCCCAGGAGAGGUGUGUCGAGUACUGUCACAGACUAGCCCUCUUCCUGGAGGACAAGACCUUCAAGGAACAAGAGGACAGCUCACUGUCCGAGGUGUUCCACCACCACCAUCACCACCAUCAUCAUCACCACCACCAUAUUCAGUCCCCUCACUCUGUAACGCACUCAGCAGCCAUAACCAUCAGCCCGCACACGUACACCUGUUUCCCCAGCUACUAUGUCCACUUCAGUCACCCGGACACCUCCCCCUCUCCCACAUCACCCCUCGCUUUGUGCCCAAAGAGCAGCAAGAGACCCAAGCUGCUCCCCAGCACCGGUCCACAGCCCUCAGGGAUUACCCAUCCAGUGUACUGCUGCACCUCAGUGGAGGCGUGCUACAGGGAGCCCUGCAGGAUCAACAGCUACUCCUCCUACACCAGUGUGAUUCCAGCCAUCCCCAGAGGAGGGUGCUCCUUCAGCUCCACAGACUGCUCCACAUGUAACCACUGCAUCAAAAGAGACCAUCACAGUCUCUCCUCCAUCCCCAUCUGUCCGGGCCCCAGAACCCUCACUGGCUGCCCCAUUCCCACUGUGCCUCCAGCCGGCCUAUCAGUGCCCCACAUUCAGAGUCCGCUGUCCGACCCUAGCCAACCGCAGCCUCUCCUGCAGGUGGCGAAGGAGUGUCCACAGAGUGCCAAGUCGCCCAGCAGUCUGGCGAGGUCUAGAGCACGCGGCACCGACAACAUCAGCUCAACUGUCUGCCCUCUCAACAGGGACAAGAAGAAGCAGCUCAGCACUGCCAGCAUCGGAGGGCGAACGGUUGCCAAGCAGCCAAAGAACGGCCGCCAAAAAUCCACCAACGGCUGGCAGCCAGUUGGCCUGCCUUUUCAGAAGGAGGUUUUCUCUGUGGGAGACGAGGCUCCAGUGCUGAGGAAGUGUUUCGAGGGAGUCCAGAGGGACGGGGAGCUGAUUCGCGUCAGAGACACUGUUCUGCUGAAAUCUGGACCUAGAAAAAAGUCUCUGCCUUACGUGGCCAAGAUCUCAGCUCUGUGGGAAGAGCCAGAGUCAGGAGAGCUGAUGAUGAGUUUGUUUUGGUAUUAUCGUCCAGAACACACACAGGGGGGGCGCAACCCCAGUAUACAUUGUGAGAAUGAGAUCUUUGCGUCUCGUCACCAGGAUGUAAACAGCGUGGCCUGUAUUGAAGAAAAAUGCUAUGUCCUAACAUUGACACAGUAUUGUCGAUUUUGUGCCUUGGUAAAACGCCGUAGGGAGGGCGUGCGUGACUGCGUCGCCUCACUCGUGGUGCCACCUGUUGUCAGCAAUGCCAUGCCCACCCACCACUGUGUGCCCGAUGACGUCGACCCAGAGCUGGUGUUUUUCUGUCGUCACGUCUAUGACUUCCGCUACGGACGCCUCCUCAAGAACCUGCAGUAGCAUCUGUUGGGGCAUGACACAACGCUAUGGGACGUGAGAUAAUCUCAUACAUCCUCCACGUUGAUUAGCUACAUGCGUACCUGCUGCCUGUGUGAAAGGAACUGGAACUUUAGGAUAAAGGAUUGAGAGCUUAAUUUGUUUUGAAAUCUCGUCUUCACACAUACAUUUAUUUAGUAAGAGCAAUGGCUUGACAUAUUGUAUAAGAGUUAAUGUGGCUGUGUAAUGGUCUUUAUCAUACAUGGCUCUGUGGUGUCGUAGCAGCUGUGUGAAGAACCCUGAACAUAUUCUGCUGUAGAAAAUGCUACUGUAGCUCUUAGAAAUGUGACAUUUGAUAGAUAUGAAGAGAGGUUUGAUGUUACAUGUGAAUUAUGUUAAUGCCUGCCUAACAGAUAUCAGACACCCAAUGUGUCCCAAUGAUACGCCACAGCUAAAGAAAAUCUGAGGCAUGUCGUGCCGCAUCGGGCCUUGAGAAGAAACAAAGAGAUCUCUUGAGUGGCUGAAGAUUUCAUAUUUGUCAUUAGAUUUCUCUAAAAGUCGCUGCAUACAGACAUAUGACAGAAAAGCUCCAGAGUGAACAUCUGUGUUCAAGGUGUUUGUAAGGAAUAGUAUUUUGGGAAAUAUGCUUUUUUGCUUUCUUGCUGAAAGUUAGAUGAGAUGAUCGAUGCCACUCCUAUGGCUGUAUGGUGAAUAUGAACCUACAGCAAGCUGUGCACUGCAGCAGUUAGCCUAGCAUAAAGACUUGAAACAGGUCUAAUUUUCAGCAAGAAAUUAAAUUAGCUUUCCAAAUAUUUUAAACAGUUCUGUUAUUUAGGUCCAUCUAGUAAACUCUGAGGAACAAUCUUGAUCAGAAAGUUUGGUUGGAUCCAGUUCAACUUUUUUUUUUUACCACUGAUUAAGUAUACAUGCAGAGCAAAUAAUUUAAUGUGGAAGUUCUUUUGGCUCCUACCUUUUGUGAUUUUUUUGAGGGAAUUAGGGAGAAUAGGUCUUAAUAUGUCAUAUCUUUAACUCUGCAAUUCACCUGAGUGGUGAUUUUUACAAUGAAGUAACAGACCUGCACUCUACAAAGAAAGCACACUUCAGUUAGUUUAUUUUUGCAGUGAAAAGACAUCCAAUGAGUUGAGCAUUGAGAGCAUUUUUGUAUUGCCAAUGCUGAGGAAUAUUUUACUUUCUCAAAGCUGUUUGCCAGAGGUGUGAUAUGACUCCUGUGUCAGCUAACUGUAUAUUUGCAUUUAUAUAUCUGGAUGAGUGUCUGUUUGUGGCAGAUGGCAUCAGUUAGUCACCUAUAUUCUUGUUUCUUCACCGAUGAGAUGGUGAGUAAUGUAUUCAGUGUAGCAUUUAGAUCUGUGAUGAUGAUCCGAUCCAUUCCUAUGUUUGAGAGAAGAUAUGUAUUUAUUUCUGUACUGAGAAAAUAUUAUUUAUUUUCAAAAGAUAAUUUUAAAGAAUAGAGGUUUAGAUGAGUGGCUUUCAUUCCUGAUUAGAAAGGAGGUCUCUCCUUCUUAGCUGCCUGUCUAAGAUGAAAAGUGUGUGAGUCAUUUGCAAUAGGAUUUCUGUGACUGAUUGAGCUUGCUUGCCCACUACAAGCCUAUUAUAUGUUGUGUUGAGAUGUUGAAGUCCUCCGGCAGAUUUGAGGACACAUUUAGAAGGAUCUCAGAGACAGUUUGAAUGACUCCUGCUAACAUGUGACCAGAGAUGCUUAACCUGCAGGACCAAAACGUACCUUGGCCUCUCCCGGCUCCUUGUCAUUCUCCUGUCACUUCUCCUCAGAUGCAAAAGCUUUGCCUCUUCACCUUUAAAUGCUAAAAGCUACAAUAAUUUCAACCUACAUGCCAUUAGCCUGUGCCCUUGAUCUUGCUGCCUUAUAGAACAUUCCCAGCCUUUCAUGUAGAAAUGUGUCUCAAUAUCAGUCUGGGAUGAUGAAGCUUCUUAGUGUGCUGAUCUUGAUUCCUAGGUGCUUUUCAUUUUCCUAUGUGAUCUGUAAGGCAUAACUGAUCCUUGGCAAACCCUUUUAUUUUGACAAAUGUCUGCCCAAGUUUUGAUUCAAAUUCUAAUUGAUCUGUUUAAGAUAUUUGGCUGUUAAAAGAAAUAGUUCAACAUUUGGGAAAAUACACUUAUUUACUUUCUUGUUGAGGGUUAAAUCAAAAGAUUGAUACCAGUCUCAUUACCUGUAGGUUAAAUACUGUAUGGCGCUACAGCCAUCACCUGAUUAGCCUAGCUUAGCUAGGCUGCCUCUGUCGGAAAGGCGACACAAUCCGCCUACCAGUACUUCUAAAGCUCACUAAUGAACAUGUCUGUAAGAAUUCUUUAUGUCUUUAUGCUAAGCUAAGCCUACUGUCUUUUGACAUAACUUUAUAUUUACCGUACAGGCAUGAGUGUCGUAUUGAUUUCCUCAUCUAACUAAGCGCUAAUUGUAUUUCCUGAAAUAUUGAGUUUGUAGUUUUAGCAGUCAGCUUGAAUUCCCAUCAGUUGUGAUAAAUUUCAGUCGUUACAAGUUUUCAUGGUGGACAAAAAGUACAAAAUGUCCACAGAAACUAUUCUAAUCCACUUCUUCAUCAUAAUCCAACCCUCAGCUGUCCAUCUGUAUGCUCAUUAUGUUCCAAACAAAAGACACAACAACAACUUCCUGGCAGAGCUUCAGGCAGUGAGGAAAUGGAUUAUGCUGCAGGAGUGUUUGAGACGAUUUAAGUCUUUUACUCUGCUUUGAAACCACCAUUUGAAUCCUUUGUGUCCAAAAGAGCAAGAGCUGUUCUACAUGAAUUGCAAACUAUUUACAGCCAUCUUAAGAGCACAGGGGGUAUUUGAUAGCAAAAAAAAGUUGGGUGGAGUGUCCCUUGAAAAUGCCUACAUCCUGCCUACUUCUGCUUUACUCUCUGGGUGGAGUACUUUUUACAAAAAUAUAAUUCACAAUAAUGAAUUAAUGGUUUAAUUUCUGACUUUCAAACAGGCCUCCUUGAAUAAAUAUCUUUAUAUUGGUUAAUUCAAUUAAAUAGGCUGAAAUGUAAACAAUAGAGCCAAAGGGGAUUGGACUGUAUCAAAACUACAGCUUUUUCCCCUGACUGAAAUGUGUUCUUGAAUAUAGAUGGAUGGUGGAUGUACAACAGUAAAGCCCACACAGGAAGCACACUCCAAUAAAGCAGAAUUGGGAAUUCAUUUGGUUUGAUUUGGUUCUGCAAUUUAAAAUCCCCUUGGGUGUUCUGGAUCAGAGUUAGAAACCACACACAGUUCAUAUUAUGGCCCUAGGAAUCACUCAGCAAACUAAUUAUGUUUAAUCAAGAUGUGUGAUACUUAUGUCUUAAUUGGUCCUCUGUGCCUGUUCCCAUUAACCCGUAUAUACUCCGAGCGUUUUCCACAAUAAGAAGGAUGAGCUGUUUGCUUUACCCACCUUCCAAAUGCCUUUCAUUUUUGCCAGAUGAUGCUGGUCUGAUCUUGAAUAAUCACAAAUAAAUGUUUGCACCAAAAAGAGAGAGAGGAGACGGUAUUAAAACAUGAAUUUAAUUUCAUUCCCAGGUGUACAACAAAACCUAAACUUUGGUUCUUCUGAUGUGAAUUUAUGUUCUUAUUCUUUGCAUGGCGUUUUUUGGAAAUAUCUUGGAAAUAUUAAUCAUAGCACAGAUUAUUUGUAUGGUUUCAAAUGGACCUCUGUAAUAUAAGAAAAUAUUUAAUUGUAAUAAAUAAUAUAUGAGUUUGAA